This is a messenger RNA of Dictyostelium discoideum AX4, 528 nucleotides long. RefSeq names its product longin domain-containing protein (gene copZ1). The record is from RefSeq and is a predicted model, not a curated record. The transcript has 3 exons. Bases 1 to 528 code for a protein of 175 amino acids. NCBI's taxonomy places the organism in Eukaryota, Evosea, Eumycetozoa, Dictyosteliales, Dictyosteliaceae.
AUGUCAUCAUUUCUAUAUACAGUUACAUCAUUUUUUAUUUUAGAUAGCAGUAAAGGUGAAAGAGUGAUAGCAAAAUAUUAUAAUAACGAUUUUGAUACACUUCAAAAACAAAAAGCAUUUGAAAAGAAAGUAUUUGAUAAAACAAGUAAAGUCAAUUUUGGUGGUGAAAUCACUCUUUUAGAUAAUUAUUUAGUUGUAUACAAAUCAUUUUCAAAUAUUAUAAUCUAUAUGGUUGGUGACCAAAAUCAAAAUGAAAUUGCACUUCUAUAUGUUUUAAAUUCAUUUAUAGAUACAUUACAAAACUUAUUCGAAAAUAGUCAAAUUAAUAAGAAAUUAAUUUUAGAUGGUAUCAAUUAUACACUUUUAACAUUAGAUGAAAUUAUUGAUGGUGGAAUUAUUAUGGAAAGUGACUCUGCAGUUAUUGCAGAUAGAGUUGGUAUUAAAGCACCAGAUAAUGAUGAUUUGGAUGAAAGUAUUAAUAAAGCAGUAACUUCUGUUAAAGAACAACUUUUCAACUUUUUAAAAUAA